ACUAUGUAGUGGAGAGUGAACGAAAUAGGACUUCAGAACGGGAUCAUGGCGGCGCCGUUUGGGCGCGACACCUUACCUGAGCAAUGGUCUUUCGGUGUCUGCGGAGAUGGCAGAGUGUUUUUCGUUCACGAUGAAACGAGCACUACUACUUGGCUCCAUCCGCGAACGGGCGAACCUGUCAAUUCCGGACAUAUGAUACGGUCAGAUUUACCUCGAGGAUGGGAAGAGGGUUUCACGGACGAAGGGGCCGGCUACUUCAUAAACCAUAACCAGAGGACCACGUCGUUCCGGCACCCCGUGACGGGACAGGUGUCUCGGGAGAACGUGGAUUUUAUCCUCCAAGAACAGCCAGGUGGCCGUAUGUCCAACCCCCAGCAGGCCGACUUGAGGCUUUCCAGCACCAUCAGCGAGGCUUCCACUGUGGACACCGCUUCGGGGUCAAAGGGCUCCAGGUCCAGUGGGAGGGUGCUACAUUUUGGGAAGCGAGAGCAGUCCAUCAAGAGGAACCCCAACGUCCCAGUGGUGGUGAGAGGAUGGCUCUACAAACAGGACAGCUCUGGGAUGAGGCUUUGGAAGAGGAAGUGGUUUGUGUUGGCUGACUACUGCCUGUUCUACUACAAAGACAGUAGGGAAGAGUCAGUCCUGGGUAGUAUUCCUCUGCCCAGCUAUGUCAUCUCAGCCGUGGAACCUGAAGACCACAUCAUCCGCAAGUACGCCUUCAAGGCCAGCCACACAGGCAUGCGCUCAUAUAUUUACAACCGGAGCUCUGUGAUUGGCUCGCAGGCGGAGCACAGCGGCAUGCGGACCUACUUCUUCAGCGCCGACACACAAGAAGACAUGAACGGCUGGGUGAAGGCCAUGAACCAGGCGGCGCUGAUGCAGAACCACACCGCCAGCCUCAAGAGACCUUCGGAAACAUCGGAGAUAUCGGAAAUGCCCAGCGUGUCAGAGCGCCAGGCAGUACCACAAACCAACCACGUCAACAACUACACUGAGACCGCCCCCCAUCCCCCAGUCGACCUCCAUCUCCAUAGCGAUGGGGUGGUCCUCCAACCGGCUGACAUCCACCGAGAAACCGAGCAGCACUGUAGCUUCUGGAACGACACUCCCAAUCCCAUUGCUUCAGAAAUUGUCCUUGGUGGUGGGAACAUGGAAAUUGAAAUGGAUGCCGUCCCUCCUAGCAGUCUCUCUCCCCUUCCACCAUACUCAGCCUCCUCAACUACAUCUGCGCCCUCCUCCAGGGCGCAAAUGCGCGCCCCGUCGUACACCACCGCAACCCUACCCCCCGGGGCCUGUCUGAGGAACGGGACACCCACCAUGGAGCCCAACGGGAUGGGGACGGGGACGUACCAGAGGGCCACCCUGCCCCCCCAGGUGAUGGAUACUCACAGGCAGGUGCAGAGGAGGAGUGCCCUGGAGCAGGUGGAACACUGGGUCAAGGUGCAGAGGGUCGAGCACAAAGGUACCCCCUCUAGAGGGAGUACCCUGCCCCACACCCCUCCGACCCAGCCCACGUUCAUCGGCCUGGAGGCCUACCAGACACUACCAAAGACCCCACGCCACAGCCCCCCCACGGCUGCACGCCACGGGGAGUACAAAUACGCCCAGGACCGCCUUAGCCACUUCCGCCUCGGACCCCCGAACUCCCAGGGUACCGUAGCCAGGGACGGGGGUGGCAUCGGUGGGCCUGGCACCGUAUGGCAGCUGUAUGAGUGGCAGCAGCGCCACCAGUUCCGCCACGGCAGCCCCACCGUCCCCCUCUACACACCUUCCCCAGACUACCCCUUCGGGCACCGGCCCCCCACGCCCCCACGGCCCAGCUCCGAGGUGCCCCGCUGUGUGUCGGUACCCCCUGAUCCCUCUGACAUCCCCCCACUGGGACCCCCACGGGGCUCCAGGGCCCUGUCCCCCCCGCGGAGGCCCCAUACGCCUGCUGACCGGGUGGUAGUAAUGCCCCUGGGAGAGAGGCCCGCGCUGGAUGUGCCUGUGGCUGGGUCCCCCCGGAGAGCCAAGUCUCAGCUGCUCAACGCUGUCACCAUCGACAGACGGUCCAUCCCUCCCUCCUGCUACAUCACACACACGGUCAGCGCGCCCAGCCUUCACGGGAAGACGCCGGAGGAACUCACCCUCCUGCUCAUUCAGCUCCGGAGGCAUCAGGCAAAGAUGGCCUCCGCGCGCCACCACACGGUAACCCAGAUGCAGCACUUCAACUACAGCCCCUCUGGCCCCCACCUCCGCCCCACCAACAACAACCCCCUCUUCUCCUCCGGCCCUUCUUCUCUGGGGUCCUUACUAGGCCCCCCAGGCCCCAUGGGCCGCAGUAGCAGCAACCAGGUGGGGGCCCCCAGUACACCUGGCCUUCUUUACCCCACUGAUGUUGACGAUACUUACAUGCAACUGAAGAAGGACCUGGAGUAUCUAGACUUGAAGAUCAAAAGUUUAGAGCCGUUGAUCCUCAUGGCUCACAGUGUGCUACUGCACUGCACUGUCGGGCCACUAUGGAACGUGGUUGGAAGUCAGUCGUUGAAAGAAGCGACGAAACCUGUCAAAAUAGCUGAGAGUGACGUUGAUGUGAAACUCAGUGGGUUAUGUGAGCAGGACAAGAACCUGAAGGAUCUGGAGGUCCAGAUCAGCUCUCUGAAGAACAAUAAGGACAAGCUGGAGUCGGUUCUGGACCUGUCCCGCCAACAGAUGGAGCAGUACAGAGACCGGCCGGCCCACCUGGAAAAGAUAGCCUACCAGCAGAGACUCCUACAGGAGGACGUGGUGCACAUCAGGGCCCAGAUCUCCAGAGUGUCCACGGAGAUGUCCCGGGCCUGGGAGGAGUACAGCAGGCUAGAGAGCUCAGUGGAACAGCUGAGGACCGCGCUACAGACCACCAUGAACUACAGCACCACCUCUCAGCGGGAGAAAUCGGAGAUAAAGCGGGAGCUGUGGAGAAUGGAAGACGUGAUGGCAGGGCUGAGCGCCAGCAAAGCCAACUACAAGAUCACCAUCAACUCAGUGCAGAACCCAGAGAGGAAACUAGUGCCUUCGGUGUUGGACCCUGCAGUGCCUUCCCAGUGCCCUACACCCCCACUAGGGGAGGUUGGGCCCCCUCCUCUCAGCUCCUACAACCCUGUGCCAAAGUGGGCAGAAGAUGAGGCUCCUCCCAGGCCGCCCCUGCCCCGCCUUUACGACUAUGAAGACCCGCCCCCCACCAUCCCACCCCUCCCCAAAGAGGCAGCAGCGGUCGUAAGACACACGUCGGUUCGAGGGCUCAAACGCCAGUCAGACGAGCGGAAGAGAGACCGUGAGGUCGGAGGGUGUGUCAACGGAGACUGUAAGGUGGAGCUGCGGUCGUACCUCAGUGAACCAGAGCUGCCGGGGAUGGGCCGGAGCAGCAUAGGGUCUGAGGGGGGCUACCAGACCCUCCCAAACAAAGGUCUGUCAGGCUCAUCGUCGCAGCUGAACCAAUCCAGUAAUAUCUCCUCCUACGUGACCCUAAGGAGAGGAGUGGCUGGCUCAGCAGGGAGGGAGAGACCUAAGAGUGCCUUGGAGCAGCUGUACUCUUCCGACCAGCAGCCCCAGUCUUUGGCCCAGGCCCCCCGGAGCCGCAUGAGUGCUGAGGAGCAGCUGGAGCGUAUGAAGAGACACCAGAGGGCCCUGGUCCGCGAGCGCAAGAGGAACCUCAGCCAGGGAGAACGUCACUCCACCACCCAUCGUUCCUCAUCCACUACCAGGCCUCUCUCCUCCACUGACCUGGGCUCAUGGAGGCGAGAGCAGCAGGACUUUGAUUUGCAGCAGGAGCAGAAAGCUCAGGUGGUGGAGCGACUGGGUGCCGAGGGCCAGAGCGACGAGGGGCGCAGAGAGCUGAAGGAAAGGGAGAGGAUCCAAUCAGAUGAGUGGCUCACGGUGAUGGCCACGCCCAUGAGGGGGACUGACAUGGAGCCCCUCGACUACGACCUGAACCUCAGUCGUGAGCUGUCCAAGCCCCAGAAGGUGCCUAUCUCAGAGCGCUAUGUGGAGUCAGACCCCGGGGAGCCUCUGAGCCAGGAGCAGAUGGAGGAGCGUCAACGCAGAGCAGAACGCAUCAUAAACAUCCUGGCCAAAUCCAAUGUUCAGAACACACAUCCGUUGUCUGGUGUGGCUGUCCCACUGGACUUCACUGAUCUGGACCGAGCCAUGCAGCAGCAGAAGAGGAUUAUGAAUGUGUCUCACGCCUUGGCCUCUGAAGCCUCCAUCAAGAGCAAGCAGUUCACAGCCAAAGCUCAGCUGAGCACUGACUGACCAUUGACACAGACGCCAAGACACCGACAGGACAUCUGUGAAUGAAAAUAGUUGAUGGGCAAAGGAUCUAAUACUAAUCAUUUUCAGCAAUUAAUGCCAGAGUGAUGUUUUAUAAUACUUUUUAUUGGAGUUAUUCGAAACUCAACAAGAGCAUUGAAACUGUGCGUGUACCUAAUGUUAAGUUUGAAUUGGAGUUGUGUUUUGCACUUUAAUGUUGUGUGUAAUUGUUAACACUAAUAGUUUUUGCAACAGAAUCAUUAGCUGUGUUUUUGAAGUGUGGUCUAUAUUUCUAAAAAAAAGUUCUAAGCAAUGUUUUAUAGGUCGUUGAGAUGGAAAUGUAAUUAUGACAUGAAUGAUAUAUUUAUUUUAUUUUGACUAAUGAAAGACAAUCUUGCACCAAAUUACAACCUUUGUAGCUCCGCACUGCCAUGUAACGCUUUUGCCAAUCAACUGUAUUGUAUUAUGUGUCAUUUAAAAGGGAAAUAAACCAUAAUGAUGUUUUCUGGAAAUAAAGGUUUAAACAAAA
This is a messenger RNA of Oncorhynchus nerka (sockeye salmon), 4795 nucleotides long. RefSeq names its product pleckstrin homology domain-containing family A member 7-like. The record is from RefSeq and is a predicted model, not a curated record. Gene Ontology annotation, molecular function: protein binding. NCBI's taxonomy places the organism in Eukaryota, Metazoa, Chordata, Actinopteri, Salmoniformes, Salmonidae.